This is a messenger RNA of Zeugodacus cucurbitae (melon fly), 1859 nucleotides long. RefSeq lists its product as uncharacterized. The transcript is spliced from 4 exons. The record is from RefSeq and is a predicted model, not a curated record. Bases 145 to 1443 code for a protein of 432 amino acids. Lineage: Eukaryota; Metazoa; Arthropoda; Insecta; Diptera; Tephritidae.
AGUGCAAAGCUAUUAUACAAAUAGUUUUUCGCUAGACGCCGAUCGUGUCGGACCUACAACUUUUUGUGCAAAUUUUAAAUUUUUUGAACAUUUUAAGUGCGAGCAUACGCGCUAGUUACGCAAAAGUAAUAAAACAAAGCAAAUAUGUCAACAACAGAUGUCAAUGUAAACAAUCAAACCAAAGCAGAUGCGGUCCAAUGCGCAACAGCACCAAACGCUAUGAAAGCGAGUCAAAUACCCGACUGGUUGAAGGCUGACUUAUUUGUGAAACUGCUCGAGAAAAAUGUGCCGAAUUUUAAGCAGAUCAAGAGUAUCGCUGUCAAACCCACACAAGAGGCAGGUGAUAAUUAUAGCACGAUCAUGACCUCAGUGAAAUUGGAAGUUGAGUUGAAGACUGGCGCAACAAAACUCGUCUCGUACAUGUUAAAAUUACCCAUAGAAUGGGUACAAAAGCUUUUGAAGGGCACCAAUGUGUUCGAUGUGGAAACGAGCAUGUAUCGCGAUGUCAUACCAGAGCUGGAGAAACUCUACAGAGACGCUGGUGUUGAAGUGAAAUUCGGACCACAAUAUUAUGAAUUGGAAACCCCCUCCGAAUUCGGUGUCAUACUCAUGGAAGAUCUGUGUCUGCGUGGCUAUAAAAAUGUUAAACGCUUAGAUGGCUUGGACCAAGAACACACCGAAAUGGCGCUGAAAAAGUUGGCGCAAUGGCAUGCUGCAACUGCCGUACGCGUAGCUGUCAAAGGUGAUUAUCCGAAGGUGGUAAGCGCCGGUAUAUUUACCGAAGAAUUCAUCGUAAUGAUGAAAGAUAUGAAUGAGCAAUCCUCAAAAGUAUUCAACGAGUGUGCGCGUACAUUUAAGGGGCAUGAAGUCUACAUAGAUGAUUUGGAAAAAUGUCAAGCCAGAGUAUUCGAAAAAUUCCGCUCCAUGUUGCAUGCCGAUCCCAAUGAGUUCAAUGUGCUCAAUCAUGGCGAUUUCUGGGCCAACAAUAUAAUGUUUCAAUAUGACGCUGCUGGCAAGCUCAAGGAAACAUGUUUCGUCGAUUUCCAGUGUUCACGUUAUGGCUCACCGGUGCAUGACCUGUAUAAUAUUCUUCUAUCAUCAACAUGUUUUGAGAUCAAGCUCAAACAUUUUGAUUACUUCGUUAAAUAUUAUCAUGACAAUUUAGCUGAAAACUUGAAGUUACUGAAAUAUCCGAAGAAACUACCCACAUUAAAGGAUAUUCAUAUAGCGCUAUACAGACAUGGUGUUUUUGGUUUAUCCGCGGCUCACGGUCAUAUGGCCAUUGUGCUACUCGAACCAACCCCUGACGCGACCAUUGAGAAUCUAUUGGGCAGUUCACCAGAAAGUGUAGACUUUAAAAAGUUAAUGUACACAAGCGAGCGUUAUCGUAAACACGCUGAAGCAGUCUUGCCAUGGCUAUAUUAUCGCGGUGCUUUUGAAUAAAAAAAAAAACUAACGGUAUUAAAAUGCAAAUCUACAAACAUUCACAUUUCUAUUUUAUCAGUACUUUUGUUAUAAAUGUACAUUCGAAAUAUAUGCUCAAUACGACGUGUAUGACUAAUUGCAAUUUACUUUACGAGCAGCAAUUAGUGUGAUGUGAAGAGCUUUUGCCUCCAUAAAAAAUUGUGUUUGACUGUGCAUUGCGACUACUGAAUGACCGAGCGAAUUGUGUUAGAAUUGAGUGUGAAUAAUUUUGCAAUGGGAUUAUAUGUAUGUAUGUAUGUACAUAUGUUUACAUAGCUAUAUGCAUGUUGAGCAAAUGAAGCAACAACGUUUCAGCAACAACGCUCUACUCAUGUCUUUCUUUUUUUAUACUUCUAAUAAAAAAUAAUCAAGUGUGUUUAUCAUUUUAUAUUAUA